This is a messenger RNA of Gossypium arboreum, 888 nucleotides long. RefSeq names its product receptor-like protein EIX2. The transcript has a single exon. NCBI's taxonomy places the organism in Eukaryota, Viridiplantae, Streptophyta, Magnoliopsida, Malvales, Malvaceae. The record is from RefSeq and is a predicted model, not a curated record. Gene Ontology annotation, molecular function: protein binding. Bases 1 to 888 code for a protein of 295 amino acids.
AUGCCUUCAAGUCUAUGUCAACAACAGUUUCUUCAAGUAUUGGAUCUUUCUCUCAACAAUAUAUCAGAAAUCAUACCAUCAUACUUUAACAAUUUGACCGCCAUGGCUGACCUUGAGAGCUCAGAAGCAAAAAUCGAGUUCAGCUAUAAUUAUUUUGUUGAUUAUGACAUAGGGGACAAUCAUUUCACUACCACUACAGAUGGCAUCUUCGAUGAUCAUCUAUUAGUUAUAUGGAAAGGUGUGGAACAAGAAUAUGGGAAAACCCUUGGAUUAUUGAGAGUCAUUAACUUGGCGUGCAAUAAAUUAAGUGGGGAAAUCCCUAGAGAAAUAGCAAGUCUACAUGGGUUGAUUAGUUUGAAUCUUUCAAGAAACAUGUUGAAGGGAAGUAUAAUUAAGGAGAUUGGUCAAUUGAAGGCAUUAGAAUCAUUCGAUUUGUCAACAAACAAUCUAUCCGGUGUAAUCUCAGAGAGCAUGUCUGAUUUAUUCUUUCUCAGUGUUUUGGACUUAUCAAACAACAAUCUGUCUGGAAAAAUUCCCUUAAGCACUCAAUUGCAAAGCUUCAAUGCUACUUGUUAUGCAGGGAAUCCAGGAUUGUGCGGAAACCCGUUGAACAAAUGUCUUGGAGAUGAGUCACCAAAAUCACCUAACAAUGGCGGUACUGAAAUUAUCACUGAAAGUGAUGAAGAAUUAUUUGAGCCUUUGUGGUUUUUUACUGGAACAACAGUUGGAUUUCUUGUUGGAUUUUGGGGUGUUUUCGGUUCGUUAUUGAUUAACAGGUCUUGGAGAGAUAGAUACUUUCGGCUAAUGAAUAAACUGGGAGAUUGGAUCAGAUUGACAAUGGCAUUGGAGACGGUCAAAUUGCAACAAAGACUUCGAUUGAAAGACUAA